Molecule: messenger RNA, 600 nt
Organism: Bombus pyrosoma
Lineage: Eukaryota; Metazoa; Arthropoda; Insecta; Hymenoptera; Apidae
Gene: Apf
Product: bis(5'-nucleosyl)-tetraphosphatase [asymmetrical]
Exons: 2
Coding region: 147-572 (141 amino acids)
Biological process (GO): AMP biosynthetic process; ATP biosynthetic process
Molecular function (GO): bis(5'-nucleosyl)-tetraphosphatase (asymmetrical) activity
Source: RefSeq, a predicted model, not a curated record
ACAUCUGUCGUCGAGCUUUUCGAAUCUAAUUUCAUAAAUAAUUAAAUUAGAGCUUUCUCUUGUCGCUAUUUUGUCGCCACUUGCCUGUCUAUUCCGUGGCUGAAUGAAACAUAAACACUAGCAACAAUUUUUUAAGUGAACGCACAAUGACAACACGCGCUUGCGGUUUCGUUGUAUUUCGACGUGUUCAAGGAAUAAUCGAAUAUCUUUUAAUGCAAGUAUCUUACGGGACGCAUCAUUGGACCCCACCGAAAGGUCAUGUCGAUCCUGGUGAAUCAGACAUGGAAGCUGCGCUACGUGAAACAGAAGAAGAAGCGGGCUUAUUGGUUAAUGAUUUAAAUAUUUUCGAAAACGUGAAGGAAGAACAAAAUUACGAAGCAAAUGGAAAACCGAAAAUUGUCAUUUAUUGGUUAGCAGAAUUAUUAGAUCCUGAGAAACCGAUUCGAUUGUCACACGAACAUCAAGCAUUUAAAUGGCUUCCGCUGGAAGAAGCUUGUUCCGUAGCAAAGUAUAAAGAAAUGCAAACCACAUUGAGAAAUUUUAACGAUUAUAUAUUAAAAAAUCUCUCUUAAAUAAUAAUAUAGAGUUUCUACAAAUCCU